GCCUGGUUCACUGUAUUCGUCGCUGCAAGUUCGACAACUCGAAAUCCUCUGCGCGCCUUGUCUACCAUUCAGAAUGCCACCAUAGACACACAUACACACCGGGUGACAGCGUUACACCACUUCGACUUGACAUUCGUAUUGCGCCCGGAUCUACACGUCAAACUCUCUCUCGAACCGAACGACGAACUCCUGCCAAACUCGGGUCUGGUAGUAUCAUACUUGAAUGCCGACGGAUCUGUUUCCAGGACCGAGGACGUUGAUCGUCUGGUCCAUAAGGUCUUCCGGGGAAGUGCUUGGUAUCGCCAGGAAAAUGUGGACGAUGAAUGGAUAAGAGCAGGAUGGGCAAGAAUCACAAUCAUCAAGGAUGGUCUACAACCGCUGUUCCAGGGUGCAUUCGCUCUAAACCACGACAACCACCACAUUCAACUCGCUCCCCACUUUGCGCACACACGCCACCACCUGGAUCCUCACAUCAACACCGCAGACGAGAACAGCAUGGUUGUAUACCGCGACUCAGACAUCCUGCUGGACCAGGAUGUCGAUUAUCAUAUGCAAGAGCUUAAGAGGAGCCUGAACCAAGACGACGGCUUUACAUGUCUGUCGGACAACCUGGAAUUCAACAGCCAACCCGAUCAUCCCGUCUACACCGCUAUGCUGCGCAGAUCCGAUUCGGUCUUGGGCAGUGAGACUCUAGGAAACCUUUUUGGCAAACGCCAGGUCGAUAGUAGCACCGCUGGCAAUUCUGCAGGUGUCGACCUCACUUCUACCAUUGGUCAGACUAGAGGCUGUCCCAACACCAGGCAAGUAGCUCUUGUUGGUGUGGCUACUGACUGCACUUAUACCGCGCAAUUUAAUUCGAGCGAAGCGGUACGCAUGAACGUCAUUGAUCAGAUGAACACAGCCUCCAGUGUAUAUGAACAAGCAUUUAACAUCUCGCUUGGUCUGGCUAACUUGACAAUCUCGGACUCAAACUGCCCUGGAACUCCCAACUCUGCAAGUGCCUGGAAUCAGGCAUGUAGUGAUAGCGUCGACAUCCAAGAUCGCCUCAACCUGUUCAGCGCAUGGAGAGGAAAUCAACAAGACACCAACAGCCACUGGACACUUCUCAGUACGUGCAACACCGGAAGCGCAGUUGGCCUUGCCUGGCUUGGUCAGGCAUGUGUUCAGACUGCCUAUUCCACGAACAGUAGCACAACUGGUAACGGUCAGUCAUCUACAUCAGGUGCAGAGACCGUGAGUGGCGCAAAUGUCGUCGUCCGAACCCGAGGAGCUUCGGAGUGGCAGAUCAUCGCGCACGAGACUGGUCACACUUUCGGCGCAGUCCACGACUGUACAGAGCAGACUUGCGCCCAGGGAACGACAGUCGGUAGCCAACAGUGCUGCCCCCUUAGUUCCGGAACCUGCAAUGCAGGUGAAGCUUACAUUAUGAACCCGUCGACCAGUGCUGGUGUCAGAACUUUCAGCCCAUGCAGUAUUGGCAACAUCUGCAGUGCUUUGGGCCGCAACAGUGUCAAAUCUACCUGUUUGACCGCCAACCGAAACAUCAAGACUAUCGGCACGCAAGAAUGUGGCAAUGGCAUCGUUGAGGAGGGCGAAGACUGCGAUUGUGGUGGUGAAAGCGGAUGCGCGGGUAACUCGUGCUGCAACCCGACAACCUGCAAGUUCACAAAUAAUGCAGUCUGUGAUGAUAGCAACGAAGGAUGCUGCAACAACUGUCAGUUCGCCGGCAACGGUACUGUAUGUCGCGCUUCGACUGGAGCUUGUGAUCCCGCAGAGACAUGCCCUGGUAAUUCAGGUACUUGUCCUCAAGAUGCAAGCGCUCCUGAUGGCGAGAGCUGUGGCAAUCGUCUCCAGUGUGCCAGUGGUCAAUGCACGAGUCGUGACCAACAGUGCAGGAGUGUUAUGGGUGGCUACCAGGGAGUUGGUAACAACACUUCUGCUUGCAACAGUCAGACGUGUCAGAUCAGCUGCUCUAGUGGUAGAUCGAAUUCUGCGUUCGGAAACAACGUCUGCUUCGAGGUGCAACAGAACUUCCUAGACGGCACACCCUGCGGAGGUGGGGGCAGAUGUGACAAUGGACGCUGCAAAGGGACAAAUACCGGAGGCGAGAUCCGCUCAUGGAUCGAUGACCACAAGGGCAUCGUGAUCGGAGUGUGUUGCGGAGUCGGAGGCCUCCUACUCUUCGCCAUCUUCGGAUGCUGUGUUCGUCGCUGCAAAAGA
Aureobasidium namibiae CBS 147.97 is the source of this 2220-nucleotide messenger RNA. Its product is annotated as zincin. The transcript is spliced from 2 exons. NCBI's taxonomy places the organism in Eukaryota, Fungi, Ascomycota, Dothideomycetes, Dothideales, Saccotheciaceae. Gene Ontology annotation, molecular function: metalloendopeptidase activity. Gene Ontology annotation, biological process: proteolysis. The annotation marks the transcript as partial. The record is from RefSeq and is a predicted model, not a curated record.